GUAUUUGAGUGCGAGACUCGGGGCUCCAUGUUUUGAUCUCAUAAUACUUUGGGACGAUUUACAUAGCGGAAGAACCGAAUCCUGCACUCGGAGCAGAUCGAGUGGAGUGCAACUACUAGCACUUGAACUACGGUGGAAGUAGCAAAAAAAAGCUGAAAUUGUUUUGUUAUUCCAAAUUGUUGAUACUGUGCUUUCAGCGAAGUUUAGGGCCCGUGUCCUGUUUCAUCCGUGCAAAUUGAUUAGAGCGGAGUUUGGUUCGGUUCGUGAAGUAAAAGUGGCGUUGUUUUCGUGGCUCGACCCCGAGAGUGUAUGUUGUUUCUGUUGUGGGAAAAAUCGAUGUUGGUGAAUAAUUAAUCAGGCUCACUGUGGGUUUCUCGCCUGUUCUUCUCGCUGUCAUCCGAAACUCAAUUGUGAAAAGUGUUACAAAACUAUAUGAACAAGUUGAAUAAACAAACGUGGGUGGCAUCGUUCGAAACGUUUAUUAAACUAUAUAAAAAAGUGAGAACAGGACGGCAGGGAAAGGAUCAAUUUAAUAUAAAUUGAAGAAUGUAUAUGUGUUGAUUUGGAUAUUCCAAUCCUAAGUCAACAUCAGAUAAAUAGGAACGUCUAUAUAUAGACGAACGAAAUAAAUUGUGAGCUGGGGGAAUGGAAAGCUAAAAUGUCUCGUCGGCUAAAGUUUUCGGAUUUAGAGAAGAGCAAAAGUGCGAGUGCGGGUGUGCGCGUUAUACUUCAAGCAUAGACACGUGGAGAGUCUCUAUCGCUAUACAUAUGGAGCUAAACUUUGCUGGAAGCAAAUGAAGCGGAAAAUGCUUGCUUUCCUAUGCAAAUGUGAUAAGUGUGUUGUUUCGUUCGCAACGCCCAGCAAAAAUAUCAAUAAUAGAUUCGCUGCGUUUGGAGAAUACCAAUUUUGCGGGGAAUUGGAUCAUUCAGUGCAUACCUAAGAUAGUGAAAGCAGAAUGGGCUGGACACCAACUGCCCAUUAGUAAAUGUAGCGAAUAUACGGCGGAUUAUACUAAAAGCGAGCCGCUUUUCCUCCAGCUUCCACUUCUAGCAUAUACAUAUGUGAAAGAAAUUAAGCUCCCAGUGAGGGGGUGUUCACCGGGAUCCAGUUAAAUUCAGUGAGCCAUAAAAACGGGGAGUGAGUGUAAGAGUGUACCUAUUCGCAUAAAGAACAGAAGAAGCAGUGGAAAUUCCGAAUGCUAAGUGGUGCACUAGAGCAUUAGGGAAGCCGAGCGUGAAAAACAGCCACAAAUAAGCGACGGCUCCGAGAUUUUCAAAACACCCGAGGGGUGGCUGAUAUAGAAAACCAGAUUUCUAUUCUAGACUUCCUGAGAGUGGAAUUGCAAAAGGGGGCGAUAAAUGGAAGAAACACAGGGGAGUGAAGAGUGACGAAAGUAAACAAAAAAAAAAAGAUGUUUGUAUACCUGAAAAAGCUGUGUGAAGUGGAUUAAAAGUCUGAACGGUCGAGAUUCUUCUUUUGAUCAUCUCAACAGUGAGUCCUUGGAAAACCAUGCCCCCCUUACUGGGGUCUGUCUGUUGUGAAAAUAUAUAUUAGAGCACCGGCCAGAUAGGUCUUCAAAGAAGGAUAUCCCUAGCGGAAGUGUAUGUAAGCUCAUAUGCAUGUACAUAAUGAUAAUUACACUAUUGAGCGAGAGGGAAAAUCGCACAUCGUAGACAGAGUGAGAUAAACUGUAAAACUGCCGUAAAAAGUCUACUGCUGCGUUGAUUAACAUUCUUUGAUUCACUAUAGUAUCUUACAAAAACACAGUAUUUUUAGUGUCUCAACGCUUGACAAAGAAAAAGCCGACUUAGUCGUUAUAUUUGGAUAUUCUGUCGCGUUACAGCGUAAACUUUAGAAGUAAAAAUCAACCAGAAACAUUGUACCAUCAAUUUAUUAGGAAUCCAAAGAAUAUGAGCCACUUACACGAAGUACUCCCGCUCUUUUGAGGUAAACCGCGGAAUCAUCCUGCUGACGCGGAAUUAUCAUUUCAAUAGAUCGGCUGGCCCGCGCAAUUGCCAUCUUCGCAGCACACAACGAACGGAACGGAGUCCUGGUGCUGCUGCUGCACUUGGAUUCCAGCGUCGGAGGAAAAAGUGAUAAAACUCUAUUGAAUAUUCAGUCAAGUGAGAAAUGCCCUACCACAUUGCGUCCUUCAUCGGCAUUGUCCGGUAAGCGCCGACCCAGACACUGGAGAUCAAACUGAAAAUUGUUGAAAAGUGAACAGUUUCAAGGGUGAAAACACACUAAGCUCAAGAAAAAAGGAAAAGUAUAAAAAAAUAGUUUGCUCCCGCUAUGGGGCGAAUAAUGUGCAACCGAAGGAUGUGGACCAUUAGCAACAAUGAGGCAGGAUCAGAAAGAAUCAAUGUAUAUGUGGCGGAGGAGUGUGGAAAAGCGUUGUGAAAAUGACAAUGUCAACAAUACUCUGUUGCUACACCUCAGUCCAUCGUGUACAGAUUGCAUCGAUUUUAGAAACUUCAAAAAACUUAUCUUAAUUUGAAAGUGAUUUUCUGCUCUUACAUAAUUCAUCGUGUUCCCAACCAAGUUUUCGUUUGUGGGCGUGAUUGGAUGUGAGGAAAACGAUUAAGCUUUUGCCACAGUGCAGCGGAAGCUGGCGGUAUAGCAGUGUGCUCCGACAGCUUUUUACCGGAAGCCCGUUUCGGUGCUACGAUUUUGCCGAGGAAAAGGAUAAGAGCCCUAGUUCGUCCCACUUGGAGAGGGGGGAAUUUCGAUUUCACGUCAACCUCCUCUUUCCCCUUUCCACUGGAACUGGAAGCUUCUAUCGUAGCGACCUGUGCAUGGCCUCCCCGUUUUGUACAUGGUAGAGACGAGUAUGUGUGUAAAUAAGCGAUUUUAGUUUCACACAACAUGAAAACAUGCCCAUGUGGAUAAACACUCACCAUAAGACUGCAGCAUCUCCAAAGAGGACAUAUAGUAUUGGAAACACGGGACUUGGAAUAUAUGCCUUCCGUUUUGUUUUUCCCACGGCUCACACAAAUCGGCUGGCCAGUACCGCGCUUAUCGCCGUUCCUUGAAGCAAAUCGGGCAGGCUUGUGUUGGAAGGAAAGCCCCAUUUUUGUGUAGUUAUUUCUAAGUAGCAACUAUACUAUUUUACAUCGUCGACGUUUUUUUUCUGCUUCCCAUCUGCCCCCGGCGUAACAAAAAAAAAAAAAGAAAAAAGACUGAAGGAUCUACUAGUUUUCAGAACACAGAAGCUUCUGAUGUCAAGCAGAGUCACGCGGCAAAUGUGAGACUGUAUAUAGCGUAGAAGGAUAUUUACGGGAAAUAGGAAGCGAUAACGGCUGCAUGAACUACUCCUGAAGACGGUAUACUCGAAAAAAAGCAGCAGCAAAGUAAGUGGUUCGUAGCAAGUGAGGGGUAAAACACUGCGCAGCGAGAGUGCCAUCCAGGAUAAAGGAACAGUAGCUGCAUAAGUGUGUAAGCGCAUUCAAAAUGACAAUGAUGAAGACUUUCAUCCUCUGCAUCUUAUGGAUGGUUUUGUUCCUCGACAAGAGCGAUUCAGUAAACGGAUCACAACGAGAGGCAUCCAAACAGCCCCAGCCGACGACAACCAAGGACACAGCAGCGAGCCAAGUAAAUCUUCCGGCCAGCAGCAAAUAUGGCAAUAUCGAAGCCACGGACGCCACCCGGACGGGACCGUACUUUGAUCUGUCCGCUUCGAAAAACGUUACCGCGCUGCUGGGGAAAACAGCCUAUCUCAACUGCAGGGUGAAAAACUUGGGCAACAAAACGAUGCUGCUGCAAGUUUCCUGGGUGCGGCAUCGUGAUAUACAUCUGCUCACCGUUGGCCGUUACACGUACACCUCCGAUCAGCGAUUUCGUGCGAUACAUCAUCCCCACACAGAAGACUGGAGUCUGCAGAUCAAGUAUCCGCAGCACCGAGAUUCGGGCAUCUACGAGUGUCAGAUCUCCACAACGCCACAUAUGAGCCAUUUCGUACAUCUGAACGUAAUAGAGCCUUCGACGGAAAUAAUUGGAGCCCCGGAUUUAUACAUCGAAAGCGGAUCGACGAUAAAUUUAACGUGCGUUGUAAAAGACUCCCCCGAGCCGCCGGCAUACAUCUUCUGGAACCAUAACAACGUUAUCAUCAGCUACGACUCGCCACGCGGCGGUGUAUCAGUCAUUACGGAGAAAGGUGACACGACUACAUCGUUUCUGCUCAUCCAGAAUGCUCGGCCAUCUGAUUCAGGACAGUACACCUGCAAUCCGUCCAACGCCAAGAGCAAAAGUGUCACUGUACAUGUUUUAAAUGGUGUUUCACAUUCUGUUUCCAGGGGAGUUCCCAGCAGCAAUGCAGCGCGCGGGCCAACAGCAUCAUCGCACGGCCCACCAUCACCUGCUUUCGGUGUCUCUGUCUGUGUUUAUCUCAUCGCUGGUUUGGUACAGACUGGUAAUUGGGCGCGCCAUGUUUGCCCCGACGUAGCCAUUUUUCUAAGCGCGUACUCAAAUCUAGUACUUAGACCGUUUUUGUUAUUAACGCACACAGUUUACCGAAUACUGAUCAAUCAAAUUAAGCAAACUAAUCAUCGCCUAGUGUGUACCUAUGCUAGAAGCAUACCAUCACCAUCACCACCACCGUCAUCAGUCCUAGUGGUGGCCCUGCUGGCGGUCACUAAACAGCUAGUUCUACCACUACUACUACCACUAUCACUAAUACGAGCCACUUCUUCCCUGCCCACCCGAUGGCAGCACAAUCACCGUCGAAGGAUAUCGACAUUACGGUUAGUAGCACUCAUAUUACCGCGAUGGACGCUCACCACGAUAACGCGGUUACUCAGAACGAUGUUACUCAUCCUUAGGGAUCACACGUUUGAGUUUAUGUUGAAUCACUUGUGGAAUCAAAGAUUCGCAAUUAGAUGAAAAAAUGUUAAGCUGUAGGUUAAUCAAUCAUGGUGGUUAUUGUAAAUUGAAUAUUAACUGAAAGAAAAAGCAACAAAAAAAAUGUAAUGCAAAACACUUAUAAAUAAAUAAAGAAAGAAAUUUUAGUCUAAGCUGGUCUGUUAUUAUACAUAAGCUUUAGGUAUCUAUGACUAGAAUAAAUGAAUAAGUUAUUGAAUUUCCUGUUUAUUUUCCAAAGGAAAGCAGCCGAGCUACUAGUGAAAGAUCAGAACGCUAAGAAAUGGAAUACUGAAUUCAUUUUUAAAACACGUUAUGACGUUAUGAAAAAGAGUAUUGGUAAUUGAGUGAUAUUUUCAUAUUAAAACUAUGACGAAUGAAAUAAAAAAAAACUCGGAAAAUACAAUGAAAUAUGAAGAAAAUACCAUAAAACAAUAUAUGAUAAAUGAAUGUACAAAAUUAUGGAAAAUAUAUAUGAAGAAAAAUAAACCCAAAACGUAAAUUGAA
Toxorhynchites rutilus septentrionalis is the source of this 5362-nucleotide messenger RNA. Its product is annotated as zwei Ig domain protein zig-8-like. The coding region runs from base 3452 to 4879 and encodes 475 amino acids. Lineage: Eukaryota; Metazoa; Arthropoda; Insecta; Diptera; Culicidae. The record is from RefSeq and is a predicted model, not a curated record. Gene Ontology annotation, biological process: synapse organization. Gene Ontology annotation, cellular component: neuron projection membrane. The transcript is spliced from 10 exons.